GCCUUCAGCCUUCCUCAGAGUGUGUGUAUAAUUAACAGGUGUAGAUAUAAUUAGUUAGUGAAGUUGGGAGAAAUCAAAAGAACCAUUACAGGGGGACCUACAAAAACAAAGAAUAUGAAAUAAACAACUAAAUGAACAAAAAAAUAAAUAAUAAUAAUCAUACUAGUAAUGAUUACUAGUAAAAGCUAAGUGUAGUUUACGUUAUAUCAGCUGAAGAGUAACUUAGCAUGGAGCACUGCAUUAUGUGUACUUUUUUACAUGCAUAAUGUGUGAGCUCUAGAAGAUGACAUUUUCUCUCGAUCAUCAUGGUUCACCCACAACUUCACUGUAAUGUGUCAGUAAUAACAAUGUAACUUUGCCUAAAGUUACUGCACAUAAAGUUUCCUUUAAAUCUGGGACGAGGAACCCCAGACGCAUGUUACAUGCCUUUUAGCUGUCAUACAGGAAAUUGGAAAAUCUUGAAUUUUUAUUGUAUUUAUAAGAAAAUGGGAACGUCUCACUAUUGGGGUACUCUACUCUACUCUAUACUCUACACUACAUAAUUAACAUUUUCUGUUCUCCCUUGCAGAUCCUGUCAAACGAGUCACCUGUCCAAACAUUGAUACACCUGAUUUACCGAACCCAAAGGCACUUUUAAGAGCCAACCUCUAUCUCUAUCCAUCUAUCUAUCUAUCUAUCUAUCUAUCUAUCUAUCUAUCUAUCUAUCUAUCUAUCCAUCUAUUUAUCCAUCUAUCUAUCUAUUUAUCCAUCUAUCUAUAUAUCGCAGCCUCUCUGUAUACAGUACAUCUGUCUGUUUGUGUCUGUCUGUCUGGCUCUGUGUUCAUCUGUCUGUCUGUAUCUGUUUGCGUUGCAAUGGCCUCCAAACGUAAACUUGACUCCCAGGAUCCUCACUACCAAGAGGGGAGAUGCGUGGCUCUUGAACUGAAACUAGACCGUGUUCUAGCUGAAGCCAGGACAGCAGCUGUGGAGAGGAAACGUGCACGCUCUGCAGGAGACCCUCCACAGACCUCUAAAAGGGAGUUUUUAGGACAUGGCAAGCCGAGGGGGAGGCAAGGAGGGCGACGCCAAGCUGCAGCUACAGUCACACACACCCCGGUCGAAUGCUCCUGUCAUCCAGUGUGGAGGUUCCACUCACUGCACCCUCAGCAGAACUCAAUCCUCAAGAGCAAUUUGAAAAAAAUAUGGAGAGGCUUUCCGAUAUUUUGACGUCUUAUCCUUCUGCUGAGCCUCAGAAAAGCUCUGCAUCAUCAUGGUCUUUUCGGCAGCAGAAAGCCUCAGAGCGCUGGAAAGAAGCAAGACCAUACCACCUAAAAUGCCUUAUUGCAACAAGAGGCUGUUGGUCAGCCAUUGUGUUGGCUUUGCCAUGAGCCUGCUGUUAUUAGGUGCAGAGAGUGUCUUCCUGAGGAGUGGUUCUGUGGAGACUGUGAUGUAUUGCAUCACAAAAAACAGCCACUCCACAACAGGGAAUGUGUGAUUCAUGGGUUUUUUGAAGCCAUACCUCCAACCUCAUGCGUCAUUAAAGGGCGAGAUGGAUAUUGCAUCCAUGAGCAAGCUUGCAUUUUGCCAACAGUGAAGGCGCCAGGCUGCUCCUGUGAAGGCACAAACUUCACCAUAUUUCCGGGCAAACCAGUGAUUUUAAUUACCAUCAAUGGGCGUUUUGACUUGCAUCAGCCACUUCGUGUAUGUCAAACGUGCCAGCAUCAGUGGACCCCUGACUUGAAGGACCUCCUUAGGAGUGGAUAUUGGCCAGCCUCUGUCACCAGCUCUACACUUUAUACACUGGACCUCCUCAACUCCUUUCAGGAACUCAAGGUCAUCUCUCCAGGAUUCUCCAGACAAGCCUUCGCAAAGAUUGGAGGAAGAUCUGGACAAAUCAACGGAGAUACACUACAGCGCAGCUUCUUAGAGUUUUCAUAUGCUUCAUUUGAGGAAGACCAGCUCUGCUGUGGUGCUCCUUUCACCUGCCCAGCCUGCACGCCGGAAAUGUUGGCUGUUUCAGCUGAUGGAAACAGAAAGCUAUAUCGCUUUCGCCGAGACACAAGCUCUGAUGAUCCUGCCUUUUUUGAGGGGCUCUUUGUGGCUGAAGACGUUGCGGUGUCUAGAUUUGUGGAAACCAUACAGAAAGCAGUGAGAAAUACACAGGGAAAAGGCACAUGUGGGGACUCCCAGUGGACAGCAGCGAGGGAGACAUCAAGGAGGGCUUCCAAAUUGGAUGAAGAGGGGAUGGAGGUUGCAGUGUGUCGCCACGGAUUCCUUCUGAAAGCUCUUAAUAUGUACAGGGGGGAGAUAUUUGCCUACCCUCUGUAUCUUCAGAAGGAGCUCAUGCCAGCCAAGGCACAAUUCUUUGCAAUGGAUGUGGCUUGCAAAUAUUGGCCAUACUUGGAGAAAGCUGCUAGUGUCCUUCCUGCUCUUCAAGAUCUGACCACAAUGAAACCUUUCCUCAGUGUGAUGCAUGCUCGAGCCCAUGCUACUAAGUGUGAAAUUAAAUGGAGUGGUAGAAACCAGGAAGGAGCAGGGACAACCGCCGGUGAGGAGGUCGAGCAAGUGAACAGCUACCUCUCACGUUGUGCCCUGACAACCAAAUAUAUGUCCAAAGCAGCACGGGUAGACAUGCUUACAUUGCAUGCAAUGGGGUGGAACCACAAAAAACGUCUCUCUCUACAUCAGUCACUUUCAACAAGAUAUGUGAAGACUUGCCAGAGACUCCAGGAUGAAACAGCAAGGCUAGCUGAACUAAAAACAGAGUUACUUUGCACAGAUGAAGUGGUGGCACAGUGGCUUUCUGAUGUGAAGGAAUGGGCAGCUGGCGAGACACCAAAUACAUCUCAUAGCAGUCAAGGCACCGCACACAGAGGACUUCAGCAGUCGAUUGAGGGGCUUUACCUUAGUGUGAGGCAGCGGAAGCAAACCCUUUACCGUCAGAAUGACAGCAGCAAGCUUCGCCACCGCCUUCGAAGGAAGCUGGCAGAAGACAAAAAGCUCCUUCUUCAGGAGAUAGAGAAAUACAAUAGUCUUGUACUAGACUCUGCCACUAACAUUGAUGUAGCUGUGGUGGAGCAUUCCCUGACUGGAGAGAGCACUGUGUCUCAAAUAUGGCUGUGGGAGGUUCAUGGCAGUGCAAACAUUUUGAUCAAGAAACAACUGCAUGACCAAGUGAUGUUGACAGUGCGACUGCAAGAAGAAAAAGCAUUUUGGUGUUGGAGAUGGCACAACACUGCACAUGGUUGCAGAGCUGGCGGUGGUUCUGAAGAACAAGAUAGCUGA
This is a messenger RNA of Onychostoma macrolepis, 3264 nucleotides long. RefSeq lists its product as uncharacterized. The record is from RefSeq and is a predicted model, not a curated record. The coding region runs from base 1984 to 3264 and encodes 426 amino acids. The transcript is spliced from 16 exons. Lineage: Eukaryota; Metazoa; Chordata; Actinopteri; Cypriniformes; Cyprinidae.